AUGCGCAGUUCUCACGCACUAGCUGGACUUUCAUCACAUCGCAUUCUUGGUGAGGCAUACAAUAGAUUGCCUCUAUCUAAUGUUUCGAAUGCAAGAGCUAUUCAUGAAGAAAAGAACCAAAUCCAAAGCGCAAGACCAAACUUAUGCAGAUCACGUUCCGUCGAAAAGUUUUCGCAUAAAGAAUGUUCAUUUGGUGACCCAAGCAAUCCAUUAGACGUAACAGAAUAUCAGCACAUUAUUUGGCGCUCAUUAUGUCAGAACGAACUUUCCGAAAAGCCAAUUUCAUUAAGACAAGAUGAAAUAAAGUCAAUUGAUCGCGGAAUUGCUUUUGAUAAUAUGUCCCAUGUCCAUUAUCGCCUUGGACUUGGAACAAACGGUCUUUACAUUGCUUACGGUAUCAUGGACAGAUACAUGUCAAUAAAAUCGCUUCCAAAGAACAAACUUAAGACAUACAGCUGUGCUGCACUUUUCAUUGGCUCAAAGGUUGAGGAUUAUCAUCAACCGCGCAUUGGAGAUCUCAUUCGCAUGGCAGAUCACUGCUUUGGAGAAAAUGAGCGUUCUUUUUCACCAAAAGAACUCUAUGCCGCAGAAAUUGAUUUAAUCAAUACCAUCGGCUUUGAAAUCACAUUCGGAACACCUCUUUUCUAUAUUACUCAGUUAAUGCGUAUCUCUGGACAAACACAAGAGCUAGUCUUACUUGCAAGAUACAUUAUCGAAAUCAUGCAAACAAGCGAUCAGUUUAUUGGUGUUAAGUACUCAAAGCAGACUGCUAUUGCUGUCAUGGUUACAAGGAUUUUAAGUGGUGAUAGCCGUUGGACAAACGCAUUAGCAGGUUACACAACUUACUCAGAAUCAGAUCUCUACAGCUAUGCUUUGAUUGUCAGAAAUAUGCUCGCUGACCAGAAUUUGAUCUCUACACGAUUCAUGAGAAGAAAAUACGGAACAGAAUUGUUCCAUUGCGUUUCUCGUGUUAAGAUUCCAUCGAAUUUCAAAUAA
This is a messenger RNA of Trichomonas vaginalis G3, 996 nucleotides long. RefSeq names its product cell division. The record is from RefSeq and is a predicted model, not a curated record. Gene Ontology annotation, biological process: regulation of cyclin-dependent protein serine/threonine kinase activity; mitotic cell cycle phase transition. Gene Ontology annotation, cellular component: nucleus; centrosome; cytoplasm. The transcript has a single exon. Bases 1 to 996 code for a protein of 331 amino acids. NCBI's taxonomy places the organism in Eukaryota, Parabasalia, Trichomonadida, Trichomonadidae. Gene Ontology annotation, molecular function: cyclin-dependent protein serine/threonine kinase regulator activity.